Molecule: messenger RNA, 1438 nt
Organism: Puccinia graminis f. sp. tritici CRL 75-36-700-3
Lineage: Eukaryota; Fungi; Basidiomycota; Pucciniomycetes; Pucciniales; Pucciniaceae
Exons: 3
Coding region: 443-1207 (254 amino acids)
Biological process (GO): positive regulation of protein catabolic process
Cellular component (GO): cytoplasm; nucleus
Molecular function (GO): ornithine decarboxylase inhibitor activity
Source: RefSeq, a predicted model, not a curated record
GUGUGGCCCUCGCCCCCGUUUCCUUCUUCGGCCUUCCGCCCUUCCCUCUCCCUUCAUCAACUUUUUGCUCCUCUUGACCACACUUCAACUCCAAAGAGAGUGUCUGGCUGUUGACCAUCUCACUGCAAACAACAACAACCAACAACCAACAACCAACCUCACCACUCAAAAACAACAACACCCUUUCAUCUACCCAAACCAUAGCUAUUCAGCAACAGGGCCAUGGAGACCUUAAAACGAAUGAAUAAUAAUCAUAAGUCUAGUCUUGGCGCCAGUAUCGGAUCUGCUUUCAGCGGAGCAGCCGGUACCGAUGGCGCACACUUCAUCUCCCCCUCCUCCGUGGACUCUGCUGAUCUCAACCAACACCCUACCCCAAUCAACGAAAAGACUGAGUCGUCUACUACGUUGGACAGGAAAUUAGGAUGGUGGCCCUGACGUUGGUAUGGAAGAAAUGCCUCCCGAUGAUUACUCUGAGGGAGGUCGCGACCGACAUGUGAGAGAUGUCACCGCGCCCAACUUUCCUAAUCCUUCUUCCGGUCCCGUUUUUGUCAAGUUUCCAAGUUCAACUACCGUUUCGCCCAUCACCCCCUCCUCUAGUCCGACUGGUAUCGAUUGUCACUCGCUUGCUCCUACUCCCCCCUCCACCCAAAAUAGGUUAAACAACAACAAUAAUAACAACAACAACAAGAUGAUGAUGGCCAGCUUAGAUUUCAAGACUCGUCGUCCUUCGGUCCACAACGCUCGUCCCAAUCCGACCCCCUUAUUGACCCCUUGUUCGAGCUCCGAUAGUCUUUCUCUUUCCUCCAAUGGCUUCAACAACACCCGUCACAGUACCCCUGCUAUCCUGACCAAGAUCUUCCCUAAUGGGAUCCCAGAUGUCGAAGCCGUUCACGACAUCUCCACCCAACUCCCUAAUGCGCUCAAGGGGGCCAUCGUCGACCGAGACUCGGGGAUCCGCUCGCUCUAUAUCCUCGGACUCACCUCCUCUGUUACUAUCGACCGUCAGGUUCGGGAUAUCGUCGUCCGUGUCUUGGAUCUCGCCGACGAGGAAAUCGAGGCCGACCAGGUCUUCUUCGCCCUCGAGAAAGAUCACCCCAUGUUUAGAGAACUCUUGCAAGGUCUCCUCUAUGUCGGUGGCAAUGUCGUCAAGAACGCUCAACAUCAGCCUGUUAAUAAGCACUUGGUCUUGGUCGGAAUCGAGAUCUAAUCCAGUCAUCAGUCCGAGGAUUUUGUUUUUCUCGGGCCUGUUGGCUUCCACUAGAUCUCUCCCUGCGAUUCCUUUUGUCCUUCCCAAGCAUCUGUCACUGUCCUCUAGGCUUUGGUUGACUCAUUCUUUGUCCCCUCUUCAUUGCCAGGCCCUCCCCCCCCACUUGUUACCUUGUUUUUUUUUUGUUGGUUUGUUUGUUACUCUUGGUGUUGUGUAUGUAGCUCCUCAUAA